Plasmodium knowlesi strain H is the source of this 1860-nucleotide messenger RNA. RefSeq names its product conserved Plasmodium protein, unknown function. NCBI's taxonomy places the organism in Eukaryota, Apicomplexa, Aconoidasida, Haemosporida, Plasmodiidae. The coding region runs from base 1 to 1860 and encodes 619 amino acids. The record is from RefSeq and is a predicted model, not a curated record. The transcript has a single exon.
AUGAGUGGGAGCAUUAAGGAUCUCAUCAAGCAGGAGAAGGAGAGAAGGAAGUUACUGAGGGAGGAAAGGAAAAAAGCAGAAAAGGAGAAGGAACAAACAGCAGGGGAAUCUUACCUAAUUGGGAAAGACACACCAGAGAACUAUUAUACAAAGAGUGCACAAGAGGACAGACUCUUUUUAAAAAUUCAAAAUAACUCCGAACAUGGUAGCGUUACGAAAAAGUAUAACAAUGUAGGAGAAGAAUUGUGUGAGGUUGAUCAGGGGAGGAGACCAUCCGGGGGCAUGGUCUUCAAUGAACAAAUGACAAUGAAAAGAAACAGUGAUAAUAAAAUCGAUAAAAGGGUGCGCUUCAUGGAACCGACUGCACCAAUAAAUAGGUUAAAUAAAAACAACAAUUUUAAGGAUGCAUUUUUGGACUAUAGCAACGAAGAGCAAAGUGAUAAUUCAGAAGGAGCUUCGAAAGAUAAGGAGGACGAAAAGCAUGUUGAGGACGACUUGCCUGCAGAUUUUUUCGACUCCAUAGUGACUUCCAAACAUAGUAGCAGUAAACAGAAUGACAAGAGAUCUACCACUCCUAUGGAAGGAACCCCUGGCGGGAAGAGAAAACCGAAUAAAAGUAUUCUCUUUCCCGAUGACGAAGGAGUCAGUGGGGCACCUCUAAACUAUGGAUUAAGUGAAGAGAAAAAUACAUCAGGUGGCAGGUCUACAUCAUCGGAAGAGGUCAGCGAAGAAAACCCUGACAUAGAGCAGCAAAGCGGAAAUAAAUUUGAUUUAAAGAAGGAACCGAACGUUGAAGUGAUCGAGACGUACGAAAUUACGGAGGACACUCUCGGAAGUGCAGAACUGCUAGAAAAUGAAAAUUUUCACAGGCAAAUAAAAAAAAAAAGGAAGUUACUCCUGGAGGGGGAAUACCAUUUGGAUGAAGAAGAAAAGGAUGAAAAAGGUCCAUUCCAAGGAGGCGAAAAAACACACAGAAGGAACAUGUCUAUAGGUAAAGGCGAUCAAACCGAUGGAGAGGGAGAACAAGAAGGAAAUCCCAUUAUGGAUCUGCUCACUACUAAUAUGGAAGAUCUGACAAACUACAAACUUCUGGACACGGCUUAUUACGAGGAGUUGGACUACCUACACAAAAUGUUGGUGGAGAAAAAAAAAUAUAUUUUAGGGGACACGUAUGAUGAGGAGAAGGAGGAAAAUGAAGAGAGGGAGGUAGAGCUACUUGAAGAAUUGAAUCAAUUUCGAAAAAAAAAAAAAAAAAUGGAAAAGGGAAGAGAUGAUGAAGGCAAUAACGAUAAUGACAACCAUUUUAACAUUGACGAAAUUUACGACAUGCUAAAGUUAAAAAGGGGGAUGAGGGAAGCUGAUGGCCACAUUGCACACACAAGUGGAAACACAGCAACUAGCAGGUACGCUGAUGAGGAGCGGGACGACGGAAAAAAGACAAGUGAAUAUGGAAAUUUACCCAGAGGAUUUUUUGAUGAUAAAGAAAAAGAUAUAAUGGUGAGAGAAAAUAUUUCCCUCCCUAAGAUAAACCAAAAAAUUGGGGAAAUUAAAAAACAGAAAAAGAACAUUUUGCUGGAAUUUAAGAUGAUGGAAAAUGCGUACCAGGAGAAGAAGAACAGCUACAUCGAUUACUUGUAUGAUGAUAAGUUUGAUGACAAGGAACACAUUUUGGAUGAAAUUGUGAGGAAGUCCACCAACCGAGGGGUGGUCGAAAUGAACACCCAGGAAGAUAAACAGAGCGAAAAAAAAAAGAAAAAAAAAAAAAAAGAAAAAAAAAAAGUAAAAAGGAAUACAAAUCAUUUCCAGCUUGAUGAUGAACAUGGGGACAUUUUCCACUGGAGGAAUAAAAGCCUUUUUUAA